Molecule: messenger RNA, 1352 nt
Organism: Drosophila willistoni
Lineage: Eukaryota; Metazoa; Arthropoda; Insecta; Diptera; Drosophilidae
Gene: CstF64
Product: cleavage stimulation factor subunit 2 tau variant
Exons: 2
Coding region: 80-1285 (401 amino acids)
Biological process (GO): mRNA 3'-end processing
Cellular component (GO): mRNA cleavage and polyadenylation specificity factor complex
Molecular function (GO): mRNA binding
Source: RefSeq, a predicted model, not a curated record
AAAAGCGGAAAACAAGCAGCCUUUUAUUUUAAUUUUAAAGUUUUUUAUCCAAACGUCUCAAGGAUCAAAGAUUACAAAGAUGAUGACUGAUAAAGUACAGGAUCAGAGCAUCAUGGACAAGUCCAUGAGGUCGGUGUUUGUUGGAAAUAUACCAUACGAGGCAACGGAGGAAAAGCUGAAAGAGAUUUUCAGCGAGGUUGGGCCGGUUCUAUCUCUCAAACUUGUAUUUGACCGUGAGAGUGGCAAGCCCAAGGGAUUCGGCUUCUGCGAGUACAAGGAUCAGGAGACGGCACUAAGUGCCAUGAGAAAUCUCAAUGGCUACGAGAUCGGUGGCCGAACUUUACGUGUUGACAAUGCCUGUACGGAAAAAUCGCGCAUGGAAAUGCAACAGCUGCUCCAAGGCCCACAGGUUGAGAAUCCCUACGGCGAGCCGUGUGAGCCCGAGGAUGCGCCCGAAUUGAUAACCAAAACGGUAGCUUCGCUACCGCCGGAGCAAAUGUACGAGUUAAUGAAGCAGAUGAAGCUGUGCAUUGUCAGCAAUCCGUCGGAGGCUCGUCAAAUGCUUAUGCUGAAUCCUCAAUUGGCUUACGCCCUGCUCCAAGCCAUGGUGGUGAUGCGCAUUGUGGAUCCACAGCAGGCUUUGGGCAUGCUCUUCAAGGCAAAUCAAAUGCCUCCAGUUUUGGGUGGCAAUCCGCAUGCCAAUCCAAUGUAUCAGCAGCAAUCGCAACCUCCGCCGCAGCAGCAGCAGCCCCCAAGAGAUCCAGGUCCUGUUUCUGGACCCAACUCUGGUCCUAACUUCAAUCCCAUGCACUCUGAUAUAGACUUGCGAAUGAUGGGCCGUAACAUGGACCAGGAUAUGCGGCAAGUGAUGCCUAAUCCUGUGCCACCACCUCUAAUGGAUCCACGCACUCGUGGUCAGAUGCCACCCCAGCAACAAGGUCCUCCCCCAGGACCGGCUCCUUAUCCAAGCGAUCCCAGACAACGGCCCAUGGAUCCACGUCUUCGUGGAUCAGUUGCAGGUCCGCCGCAGCCUCAGCAGCCGCCACCACUGCCACCACAGCAAAUUCAGCCGCCAACUCAGCAACAACAGACAGCAGCUCAGCAAUUGCAGAGUCGUCUCGGUGCCCACGGAGUGCUGCCCUCCGAUGCCUCCGACCAGGAGAAAGCGGCUCUUAUUAUGCAGGUGCUGCAGUUGUCCGAUGAACAAAUCGGACAGCUGCCACCCGAGCAACGCGCUAGCAUAUUGGUCCUCAAGGAGCAGAUUGCCAAGAGCACUCAACGCUAGAAUUUCUCAUCAAACGAUUCUUUUACUUUAUUUUUGUAACCCAAUAAACAGCAAACUUGCGCAGAGA